ACCCUUGGAUCUAUAGCUUUCCGAAGCGCGCGUAUCAGUGUUUUUUUUUUUUUUUUUUUUUUAAAGAUGCAAGUCGGACGCAAAUCGUGUUGGAGGCAAUUGCAGGCUUCUUUUUUUAGACUGCUAUGUCUUAUUCCUACAGGAUUCCCCGUCCGGAGUGUGGAUAUGCAACGGACCACCGACAACAUUACCAUCCGCCAGGGAGACACAGCGAUCAUAAGGUGUUAUGUUGAUGACAAGGUGUCCAGGGUGGCCUGGCUCAAUCGAUCCAACAUCAUCUUUGCAGGCCAGGACAAGUGGUCUCUGGACCCGAGAGUAGAUCUGGUCACUAAAGGACAGCUGGAAUAUAGUCUGCGCAUCCAAAAGGUGGAUGUGUAUGAUGAGGGCUCGUAUACCUGCUCCAUACAGACAAAGCAGAAACCCAAGACCUCACAUGUCUACCUCAUUGUACAAGUUCCAGCCAACAUCUACAAAGUGUCAGAAGACAUCAUAGUGAACGAAGGCAGUAAUGUGACACUCACUUGUUUGGCCAGCGGCAGACCGGACCCUGCAAUCACCUGGAGGCUGCUCAACCCCUCAGCAGAGCCACUGGAUGGAGAAGAGUACCUCGAUAUAAUAGGCAUCAUGCGAAACCAAGCAGGUCGUUAUGAAUGCAAGGCCAGCAAUGACGUCGCCACACCAGAUGUCAAAUAUGUCAAUGUGGUUGUCAACUACCCUCCGACAAUACAGAAGACUCAGAGCUCUGAGACUCCGGUGGGCCGCCUGGGGAUGCUGCAGUGUGAUGCCAACGCCGUGCCUAAACCAGAGUUUGAAUGGUACAGAGAUGAAAAAAGGAUGACCAACACCCAGAGCAUCAAUAUCCAGAUCCUUGGCACAACUACUAUUCUUGUGUUUACCAACGUCAGUGAAGAGGAUUAUGGGAACUAUACCUGUGUGGCCACGAACCGACUGGGCAUCCAAAAUGCCAGCGUUUUCCUCUAUAGACCCGGGACAGGUCGAGAUAUCAACAGCUCUGACUGUGUAUCUCAAUCACUGUGGCUCCUGCUGGCCUGCUUCGCCUGCCUUUUCUUCAAGUGUUAAUACUGCUGUCCUCCUCUUCCUCCUCCUCCUCCUCCUCCUCCUCCUCUUUCCUCCUCCUCUUCCUCUUCCUCCCCUUCCUCCUCCUCCUAUUCCUCCUCCUCCUCCCUCUCAUCCCCUAGCCUCCAUUCUAUCCCUCCCACCUCCUCUCCGACUCACCGACAUCCUUAUUGCUACCUUACUACCAACUUGACCCCACCCCACCCCUCUCCCAGACUGUUUGCAUCAUGAUACAAAAACCUUACGUGCUCUCAAGCACUGCUUACAGAUGUUACAAAAAGAGAUGGGUAAUGAGUAAAACGAUAAGUUUAGAUAACUACUAAAAACAGUGGAUGAAGGACAGAACACACAAACAGUGCUCUCUUAUUAAGGAAUUGCAUCGUUCUUUUUAAUUCGUAUGCACUGCUUUGUUUCUGCUAUAUCUUCGGGGUCCGGAUUGGGUUCGGGAUUUGUUGUUAUUUUUGUCUUCAUGAGAAUGAAAGCAAAGGCGCCCCUUUAAAAGGGAUGCCCACAAUCAUUUGUCUUAGAAGUACUGAAGACAUAAGAUAUAUUUCUUCUUCUUCCUAUAGUUGUAUUAUGUUAUCUUAAAUGGUAGAUUUAACCAACUGUUUAACCAGUGCAUUAAUGAGCAACAAGGAAAGUACCUGCCAAAUAUCCAAGUAUUUAGAAUUAAAACUAACACACGGAAAUGAAAGGGAAUAUUCUGUAGCUGUUUCUGUAAAAUUACAGAGAGAGUAGAGCUUAGCGUUAAAGUCUACUACGUUAAUCUAAUUCUAUUAAGCAGACACAGAACCGCAGUAUUAGCUGGAGAUCUGUCCAGUUAGUAACAUUAACUGUAGACGGAGCAGUCGAGCAGACCCUCCAAACCAGAAAUCAAGGAUGCAGUGAAUAGAUUUAAGUUGAGCCAAACCAAGCAGAUUAUAGCUCCGAGGAAAUUAGUCCAUGUAGUGAUGAAUAUCUUCAUCAUCAUCAUUCAGUGGCUUUGCUACCACUCGCCUUUAUUCCAAAAGAAUUCCUCUUUUUUGCAGCAGAACUCUCACUUUCAAAAAACAAAAACAAAAACAAAAAAAAGUAGGUAUAAAGAUACGUACUGUACAUAGUAAAAUUUUGUAUUUCUCUAUGAUUAAAUAACUUGUUCUGCCACUGUAAUAACUGGAAACAGAGAAAAUGUCGCCGCGUAUGUUGCUUGUUCGAUGACAAACCAACCAUACUGUGCAGUUUGUCUCUGUUCCACUGAACGCUGCACCACAUUUAGCUCCAUAUACUGCACCAUAUACAGUGUUUGCUUUUUAUGAGUUUUAGGGUCAUUAUUCUAUACUGCUGAAAUUUGGAUGAAAAUGUAUGACACCAAUGAAUGACUUUUAGUUUUUCUCUUUCAAAGACGUAUGUGUGUUUUAAUAUGAAAUUAUACUGAAAAUUCAUAUGUUGAUAUUCAGAUAUUUUGUUUCUGUUUUUUUUGUUUUGUUUUGUUUUGUUUUUUUGUCUUUACCACAUUAUUUUUAGUUGUGUACAUAUAUAUACUUGAAUCCGACAUCUUUGUAUUUGAAAAGGUUAAUUUUAUGUGUCCAUGUUUCUUAAUAGGGUAGCAAUUUGUUACAGAAAAAUAACAAUCACUUAAACUGGCAACCCUGUUCUAUUACAUGAAGCCCAUUAGAAAAAGAUGUUUAAAAAAAUGUCAUGUAAAAAAAAAAAAAAAAAAAAAAUGGUAGUUUUGUGCAGUUAUUAUUACACCUGUUAUCGAGAUGAUAUAGGAACGAGCUUGUAUGAAGUUGAAGGACAUAGAAUUAAGUUUAGCUUGUACUGUCUUCAGUAUAAUUUAACAAGUGAGAGCAGCAAAAUUGAAUAUUAAAUCCUGAUUCCCCUCAAUGCAACCAGUUACUUUAUGAACAAAAAAAAAAAAAAAAAAUCCUUGGCAUUUUGCAAACCUUUUCCAUUCUGAAAAAUUGCACACUUCCUUGAGGAGACAUCUCAGAGCUCGCUGCACUAUUAGCUACCUUUUUUUUUUGCCAUUUAUUUGGACCUGUUUGUAAGGUGACUAAUAGUAUAUGGACUCCUCCGCUGAAACUCUGCUCCUCGACUGGAUGUGUGUUCACGUCUCUGCUCUUCAAACAUCCAAGCUGAGAUAGUACAGUACUGUAAGACACACAAUACACACAUGUAAUUACUGUCAUCUUUGACAUAUAUUAAAAACUCGUUCCCGGUGUUUUCCUUGUAAAUGCUUCUGACGCAGCGGUUGUGUGACAUUGUGGUGUAGGUAAUGCCAUCUGGUGCAGUCUGAUUUCCAUGUGAAUGAAACAGUAGUAAGUAGUGUUGUACAGAAACUGAAGCAGGCCACAAUGCAAUCAGACCGAAGCAUUUUUACAGUUAAAUACAUCUUAAUUUCCUGCGAUAUGAACAAAAUCAUACAGUAUGUUUUGUAUGUGUAGGGGUGAUUUAAGAGCUGCUUGUUUUUUUUUUAUGCUUUCGUCAUCUUGUACAUGGCUUUUAAUUUACUUUUACAACUGAACAAGUAACUUUGGCGUGAUGUGAAUUAACUCGUCUCAUGAGUUUUUGUACUAUAUCGGUACUUCUGCAGUCCUCUUACUGCUUUUAGACCCAUACCUGAGGAUGAGAGUUUAGCAGG
This is a messenger RNA of Sphaeramia orbicularis (orbiculate cardinalfish), 3700 nucleotides long. It is a transcript of the gene lsamp, whose product is annotated as limbic system associated membrane protein. The record is from RefSeq and is a predicted model, not a curated record. The transcript has 8 exons. NCBI's taxonomy places the organism in Eukaryota, Metazoa, Chordata, Actinopteri, Kurtiformes, Apogonidae. Bases 67 to 1080 code for a protein of 337 amino acids.